Molecule: messenger RNA, 1878 nt
Organism: Penaeus indicus
Lineage: Eukaryota; Metazoa; Arthropoda; Malacostraca; Decapoda; Penaeidae
Product: glutamate receptor-like
Exons: 11
Coding region: 1-1878 (625 amino acids)
Cellular component (GO): membrane
Molecular function (GO): ligand-gated monoatomic ion channel activity
Source: RefSeq, a predicted model, not a curated record
AUGCAUGUGUCUGAUGAGGCUUCCUUGAUGUCUCUGACAACUCAUGCUUUGGCCGCCGUCCUUGAGGCUUCCCCGAAACCUUUUUGUUCUGCUCUGUUUCUGACGGAAGGUUCUCUCUCCUCUUACUCUUUAUACCAGUUGGCGCACUGGGUCCCUGCUCCUCAGGGUGUGGGUGUCUUUGAAGUGACUCGAAACGACCUCGACGAUAACACAACGGAGACAGAAAUCGCCUCAGUUAUCGCCAAAGCAAGGAAAAUGCGUGAAUUGUCAUGGUGUGUGAACGUGGUCGUACUGAGCGACGAUCCCGCCUUCCUGGCCUCCUUCGCUGAGUCGUCGCUCCGGGGCCGCCUCCUGGUGUGGGCCACGAGGCUCCUGGUCGUCACCCGCCUGUCCCUUCAGGAGCUCCGGCGGCUCCUCUCCUCCUCCUGGACCUUCGCCAUGAUGAACGCCUUGGUCAUCAACCUGGAGAUGUUGUCAGGGCAGUUCAGAUACAAAAUCUACACUUAUCAGCCGUACAGGACAGCUGAAGGAGAGCUGCUACACUUAGCGACCUGGGCACCUGAGCACGGCAUCCACGUCAAAGGCGGGAUGGAGCUCUUCCCGGAAAAGUUUGAAAACUUCCACGGCGCCGAGGUGGGCGUGACAGCUUUGCCAUUCCGCCCGUACUGGAUCGAGGAGGAAACGCUGGGACAAGACGGAGCCCUUCAUAAGACGUACACUGGGUCCGACGGUCUCCUUUUGAGAACGAUUGCCGAGAGUCUCAAUUUUACCUUCACGCCUCUUCCGGUCUCUACUUGGGGAGAAGUGACGCAGCGGGUCGUCGAGAGGAAAUCGCUCAUGGCGGUCGUUCACCACGUCCUUCUGCCACAACGCAAAGAACGUUACGACUACACCUACACCUACGAGCAAAUCCUGUUCGACUUUUGCAUGGCCAGACCCUCGCUCACUCCUCAGUGGCAGAGCCUUUACUACCCGCUGUCUGACGCUGUGUGGGCUUGCAUCUUGGCCACUGUCUUCUUCAUGGCUGUGGUCUUGUAUAUGGUCUCCAACGCGACCAGGCAAGAAAGAAGCAAGAAAUUUAGUCCGUGGAACGUGACGGAACUCACCGUGGCCUCUCUGCUCGGCCAGUCCAUACCCCUCGGCAGGAGCACCAACGCAUUUCGAGUUUCAGUGGCUUGUUGGCUCGUCUUCGCCUUCGUCGUGGGCACGGCCUACCGGGGCAACCUCACCGCCGCCCUCACGCUGCCCAAGUACCCUGACAGACCUGAAACCAUUGAGCAGCUUGUCAAGGCGGUGGACAGCGUGACCAUGCCGAGUUACGGAGCCGAAUUCCAAGCCUUUUUCCUGAAGUCGAAUUCCGACGUGUUCCGCACCCUCGGGGGCCUCAUGGAGAUCGUGCCCUCGGCCAUGCACGGCCUCAACGGCGUCGCCACGAAGAGGCAAUCCUUCAUGGACGGGCGGCGCUAUUUGGAGCACAUGAUCGCGGAGCAUUUCACGGACGCGCGCGGGGAGGCCCAGCUGUACGUGGGGCGUCAGAGCGUCCUUCCGGGGCUGGCGGGCUGGCCGAUCCCCCACGACGCGCCCUACAAGCCACAGCUCGACCGCCUCAUGAUGAGGAUUCUGGAGGCCGGCCUAUACGAGAAGUGGAGCGAGGACAUGCUAGAGCGAGCGAGAGUGGAGGCUCGACGCCGGCAGAAGAGGAAGCUGCAGGAACUGAGACUGGACGAGGAGGACGUCGAGGGUGAGGUCGAGGAGUCAGCACGCAAGACGAAGCCGCUUACGGUCGUCCACUUGCAGGGUCCUCUUAUAAUCUUGCUUCUCGGCCUGCUGUUGGGGGGGACGGUGUUCGCCCUGGAGGUCUUCGUGGCCAGAUUAUAG